AAGAAGAGAGUGCGUGCGCGAGAGCAAGCGCGAUUAAUUCAGCAGAUCCCUGUCAUCCUGGUGGUCGUCCCGUGUGUGUGUGUGUGUGCGUGCGCAUCAUGAUCCAUGCGUAACGAGCGAGGCAGGGCAAGGCAAGACAGGGCAAAGGCAAGGUGAAGCAGCAACGUCAAACGAGGCGACGUCGCCCGCCGAUCGCGGAAGGGGGAAAAUAUGGGGGAAACCGGUGCGUUACGCGCUCGUCUGGACACACACAUGAGUGUCAAUUCGCUGGCAGUCCAGCCACGGCGGUGUCCAGCGGCGUAGGUGGUGUCGAGCGGCGGCAGCGCGUGGAGCACGUUUACAGCAUUUUGUGCGCCGAGCAUGGACCUGACGAGGCAGCAGCAGCAGCAGCAGCGAUCGCUGGCAAGCGCGUGCCGCGGUCCGCUGCUGUUUCCACGCAGACCGUGGACGAGCGAGACCGGCGUCGCCGCCGCCGUCGCCGCCUCCGGCAACCUGGGCCUCAAAGGGGUCAUAGCCGGUGGCAUUACCGGAGGCAUAGAAAUUUGCAUCACGUAUCCCACUGAAUAUGUGAAAACGCAGCUGCAGCUGGACGGAAAAGCCGGCGCCGGCAAAGAGUACACGGGAAUAGCCGACUGCGUCACCAAGACCGUCAAGACCCGCGGAUUCUUCGGCCUGUAUCGAGGCCUGUCUGUUCUACUUUACGGCUCCAUACCGAAGUCGGCGGUGCGAUUUGGCGCCUUCGAGUCGGUGAAGAACCGAUUGGUGGACGCGGAUGGCAAGCUCAAUCCGCAAAGGCGACUCCUCGCCGGCCUCUGCGCCGGGGUAUGCGAGGCCAUCUUCGCGGUCACCCCGAUGGAAACCGUCAAGGUGAAAUUCAUCAACGAUCAGCGUUCGGCGAAUCCGAGAUUUAAAGGAUUUUUCCACGGUGUACGCAUGAUUGUGAGGGAACACGGCUUUAAAGGAGUAUAUCAGGGAGUAAUGCCCACAAUCUUGAAGCAAGGAUCUAACCAAGCCAUCCGUUUCUUCGUGAUGGAAACGUUAAAAGACUGGUACAAAGGAGGUGACAAUACCAAAAAUGUUCCUAAAGUGGUCGUCGGUGCGUUCGGCGCGGUUGCUGGCGCAGCAUCAGUUUUCGGGAACACGCCUGUCGACGUCAUAAAAACUAGGAUGCAGGGAUUGGAAGCUGCGAAGUACAAGAGCAGUAUGGACUGCGUGGUUCAAGUGUGGAAGAAAGAGGGUCCAAUGGCAUUUUACAAGGGAACCAUUCCGCGAUUGGGCAGAGUGUGCUUAGACGUUGCCAUUACGUUCAUGAUUUAUGAUUCCUUCAUGGAACUUUUCAACAAAGUAUGGCCCUAGGUCUGUCGCAUUUUGUACAUACACGAUACACUUUCUCAGAUUUUACAAAUAUUGCUUUCAUCGUUGACGUACUUUUUACAAGCGUAUUUGUACAAUGUAUUUUUUUUAGAAUUUAUUUAUAUUCUAAUUUAAGAUGUAUGCGAUAAGAGAACCCAUAUCCAAUGAUGAUGUCUGUGGCAGCUAUAUAUAUAUUAAUAUAUUUGAUAUAUAAUAUAUAUAUCAAAGAUCACGAGCAAAUGUGUCGCGAACGCAUCUUUUUGACAAUGAUUGAUUUUACGUUUACGAGAAAAAGAUUUGGGUGUUCAUUUUGCAUGGCACAGCUGUGUGACGCAACUACCUCCGAUUUCAAUUGCAUUUACACAAUGUGCGAUGCACAAAAAUCAUAUUAACUUUGUCGAAAACCCGUUGAAUUUUUGUCGUGAAUUACCUCGAUUUAGCGUUAUAGAGUACACAACAUUCUGCAACGACGUUACAUUCCUGCAAUCUCAGUCCAAGAUAUAAAUACGAGAGUGUCGUUUUUACGACGUGUAAGGAAGUAGUACGUGUACGAUAGAUAUAUAGCGUAUACAUAUACCAAUACAUAGACACAUGUAUUUAUAUAUACAUAAUAUAUUUGUGUACAAUUUUGUACAGAAAGUUAUAGCGCAGGUUUAUAGAACGAGGAAAGCUUUCCAACGAUUUUAAUUUCGAAUCACUUCUCGCGUCCGAGAACUACAUUAGAGUGUUGCAGAGAUAAGUAUAGAAGAAUGUAUGUUAAUAAAAAAAAAUGUUUAAGGUAA
Molecule: messenger RNA, 2135 nt
Organism: Vollenhovia emeryi
Lineage: Eukaryota; Metazoa; Arthropoda; Insecta; Hymenoptera; Formicidae
Gene: sea
Product: tricarboxylate transport protein, mitochondrial
Exons: 4
Coding region: 361-1356 (331 amino acids)
Biological process (GO): mitochondrial citrate transmembrane transport
Source: RefSeq, a predicted model, not a curated record